Cylicocyclus nassatus is the source of this 4800-nucleotide messenger RNA. The record is from the annotation of a GenBank genome assembly. NCBI's taxonomy places the organism in Eukaryota, Metazoa, Nematoda, Chromadorea, Rhabditida, Strongylidae.
AGUCAUCUGUUGAUCUGCGCCAGCCAAGCACACGGCAUGAACUGCUGCUCUUCUGUUCAUUGAUCGUGACCCUGUUUUCUCAUUGGUAGACACUGCCGUGGUUUCAAGUUUGACAACACCUGUGACGAACACUGAUCGCUGUGAUACAGCAUAUCUGAAUUGGAGCUACUUUAAGCGGUGUGUCUUGGGACAUCUAGAAGAAAAUCGCCGUAGUUAAGUAAAUUGCAUGACUACUCCCGCUCCUAAUCCGUUGAAGGAAGGAAUGGAGAACGGAGUAGACGAGAAGGGACAGACACAGGGGAAGGAGAAUGUCGAGAAGGGCGUAUUACAAAAGGAUACCACAGAUAUGGAAAUAGAAAAGGCUGCCAAAGACACAUUUGAACUCAAGGCCGAUCUUGGAGUUCAUGAUCUUGAAGGAGACAACCGAGACAUGGAUGUCGAUAACAGGGAUACAGAUGUAGAGAAUGUCGAGGUUGACAUGGUUGAGGAUUCAGCCAGUGAAGAAGACGAUGCGUGCACUCCUCCCGAUGCUGCCAUGGACGUGAAUGUCUCAUGCGAUGACGAGUGUGCAGAGCCUAUUAAAAAAUUCGAAGAUAUGCCUCGGUGUGAAAGCGACUAUAUGACAGAAGAGGAGGACGAUCCCGAUGACCUCUACAAACCGGAGGGUACUAUAUACCUCGAUAUCGAUGGGUUCAGUCAGUUUUGUAAGGGAUCUCCUGAGACUCAACAACGUCUUUCGAAGCCUGUGUUUGUUCGCGGUCUACCAUGGAAAAUCCUAGCCAUUCCAAGGGACGCGGCCCGAGUAGGAACCGGCACGAGACCCAAUAAAGCUCUUGGCUUUUUCCUUCAGUGUAAUGGAGACUCUGAUGCAGUGGCUUGGAAUUGUAUAGCAUCAGCCUCGUUGAAGGUUCUGGGUCAAAUUGAAGGGUUUGAAGAUCACUCGCGACGCAUCACUCACACGUUUUAUCCGAAGGAAAACGACUGGGGAUACUCACAAUUUUUAACAUGUGAUCAUUUGAUUAAUCCCGAAAAUGGUUUUAUAAAGGACGAUACUAUUCGCUUGGUAGUACAUGUAUCCGCGGACGCCCCGCACGGUGUACAGUGGGAUAGUAAGAAACAUGCCGGUUAUAUUGGACUAAAAAAUCAGGGAGCUACUUGCUAUAUGAAUUCUAUACUUCAGACAUUAUAUUUUACUACAAAGCUGCGUAAGGCAGUGUACGACAUGCCGGUCUCGCAGGAUGAUUCGGAGAAUAAUGUUGCCUUGGCGAUGCAACGGGUUUUUUACGAUUUGCAGCACUCUGACCGUCCGGUUGGAACCAAAAAGCUGACGAAAUCGUUUGGUUGGGACUCACUAGAGACUUUCAUGCAACAUGAUGUGCAGGAACUCUGCAGAGUUCUGCUUGAUAAUCUUGAAAGUAAGAUGAAGAAGUCGCCGGUGGAAGAUACCAUUCCGAAUUUAUUUCGCGGUGUCAUGAAGUCCUACAUUCGCUGUACAAAUGUCAGCUUCGAGAGCAGCAAAGAGGAGCCUUUUUAUGACAUACAGUUGAAUAUCAAGGGGAAGAAUAAUAUCAUGCAGUCGUUCCGCGAAUAUGUUCAAGUUGAACGCUUGGACGGGGAGAAUAAGUAUGACGCUGGUGACUACGGAAUGCAGCCGGCUGAAAAAGGAGUGAAAUUUGUUUCCUUUCCGCCGGUUCUGCAUCUACAGUUGAUGCGUUUCCAGUAUGAUGCCACUCUUGAUGCAAACGUGAAAAUCAAUGACAAGUUUGCAUUCCCGGACAAGCUGUGCCUCAAUGAAUUUGUGGAAGGUAACGGCGAAGACUACACAUAUUCGCUACAUGCCGUAUUGGUCCAUUCUGGUGAUUUCCACGGAGGUCACUACGUUGUUUUCAUCAACACUGGACUGAGACCACCAGGAGAAAAAUAUAAACCGAAGUGGUGUAAAUUCGACGACGACGUGGUGUCACGAGCUACAGUCAGGGAGGCUGUGAUGGCUAAUUAUGGCGGAGAUGAUGGGGAAUCUACUGGCAGAACAUACACGAACGCCUACAUGCUUGUCUAUAUCAGGCAGACUUGUAUAGAUGAUGUCUUAUGUCAGCAUGAAAACUUGCAAGUUCCUGCUCAUCUAGUACAGCGGUUUGAGAACGAAAGAGAGGAGGAAAAUAAGAAGAAGAAAGAAAAGCAAGAGGCGCACUUAUACACAGAGAUUGUGAUGGUAACGGACGAGCAUCUCGCCAGCUACAAUGGCUUUGAUUUGGUUGACCCUAAGCUUUUGGAUGAUUCUGGCCUCCCAAGGGAAAAGAUUGAGAAAGGCAUGACUAUACCACAGCUGUAUGACUAUGUGAAGCAUAAGCUCUUCUCCAGUGAAGAUGAUAUCCCUGCUCGUGAGAUAUUUCGCAUCUGGAAGUUCGAAGAGACUACGUACAAAGAUGAAGGGAGCAUCAUGUCAGCCCUGCCUCGCUUACGUCCAACAUCACUGAUACCGCACUCUGAAGAGACUCAAGAGAAAACGCUUGAAGCUGUUCUGGAAAACGACCGAAAUCUUCUGUACAUAGAAACAACUGUUUCAAGCUCACUGAGAAGUUACAACGAGAAUUCGGAAAUGCUGAUGUUUCUCAAAUACUACGAUGAGGAAUCACGCUCUCUACGAUACGUCGGUCAUUUUAUUGUCGCCUAUCGUCAGUGCAUGUCAGCGUACACCAGUGAAUGCCUGAAACUCAUCGGACUUCCGGAGGGCACACCUCUGCGCUUUUAUGAGGAAGUUGCGCCUGAUCGUAUCCGAUUGAUAGAGAGUCUUGGCAAACCACUGUGUGCUGACAAUACAGUUGUCGAAGUCAGUGAUGGAGGCUUGCUGAUUGCUGAAAGAGCGGACAGAACGAAUGAGACGAACAACGCAAAGCUGCACCUGGAUACGCUGUAUAACACCAUUGACAUCGAGGCUGUCGCCAAUAACGACUCAUUCGUAUCAAGUCAUGCCGAAAUAGAUCCGCCAAUUACUGGAACAAUUGGACUGAACUGGACCAUGAGGCAGCUGGUUGAUUACAUCGGUAAAGAGAUCAACUACGAUCCCGCAAAGAUUCUUCUGUGGCGAGUUUCGCCUUUCAACGAUCGAGCAACUCAGUUUCUCACCGAUGCUCAGUGUAAAGUUUUGCGUGUAAAUGGAUUACUUGGACUGGCAGGUGCGCAGCUUCAUGACCCUAGACGUAACAAAAGGUAUCGUGUUGUUUAUACAAAAAUGCCGAUUCCAAUCGCUGACAUGGAACGGAAGCGACAGAUGAAAAUUCAGAUGAUGGACGAGAAAAUGAACAUCACUGAAAUAACGAUAUUCCCUGAAAAGACGGGUACGGUGCGUGACAUCUUGGAAGAGGCGAAGCGUGAGUUCAAGUUUGCUGCCAGCGGCACUGGAAAGCUUAGGCUCGUAUACGUUGGGCAAAGCAGCCAGAGCAUGCGUGCGUACAUGAUUUUCAAGGAGGAAACAUCGGUAAUGGAAGUCUUCCAGAAAACCAUGACGCCGUCCAUGUAUAUGGGCCGCGUUGAAGAGGUUCCGCAGGAUCAACUGGUGGUCAAGAGUAACGAAUAUCUCGUGCCUAUAGCUCAUUUUGAUAAAGAUCCAGGGCGAAUGUUUGGAGUGCCAUUCUUUUUGAAAGUCUCAAACGAUGAGCUAUUGUCAAGCGUUCGCGAGCGUAUCCAAGCUAGAUUGGAUAUUCCGGAUAAGGAAUACGAGAAGUAUAAAUUCGCGCUCAUCUCGUCCUCAAGAGUUGUGAGAUAUCUGGAUAUGACAUCAAAUGGAAGGGUGAAUCUCGCCGAACUUGGACAUGCUCAUGUUGCAUCAUUGGCUACAUCACCGUAUCUUGGCCUUGAUCACAUGAACAAAUCUCGAGGAGCUCGUGGAUCGCACGCUGCAGAGAAAGCUAUUGUAAUACAUAACUAAUAAGAUGGGUCUGCUUGGUGUAUGAUAAAACGAAGAUUUGCGCCGUUCGCCUACAAAGGCAGUAAGGCUUUGGAAAAUGUCAGCAAUUUUACGGAGCAGGUUACGGUUCAUCUUCAGUCUCAGAACGUGUUUAUAUUUAUAUAUAUAUGCCUAUGUAUUCUUAUCACUCGUCCCAUUUAAUUCAAAUCUCUCUCAUGUCAGUGUUUCAUAGUUUUGGAUUCUCAGUUUUGUUUAUUCGUCGCCCGAGUUCCACUUCGGUAUGGUGUUGUAUAGUCAGUUUCACAAAUCAUAUCGGUGGCACUCGACAACUAUUCGGAAUGAUACUAUCGGGUUAUGGAUGCUACCUUAUUUCGACGAAAACACUUUUUGCAAAGAUUCCAAUCACGUGCAUCCUUGGUAACAAAAUUUUCUCCGUCUGCACACUCCUUUGAACACCAUCACCAGUGAAACAAGCUGUACAGAAUUAACCAACUCUUCCAAGUGUUUUACUUUUAUCACUGCUUUUCGAAUAAUCCGUAUAUGAUCGAUUACUUGCUUUCGUAAGUAUUGUGUGUAUGCGAAGUGAGCUACUUUAACACUUCUACUGAUGAGAUAAAGAGUGAAUCUUUCUCUGUAUUAAGAGCUCAUUAGGCUUGUGUAUGUUGAUAUAUGCUAGUAAUAUCUUGUCUCAUAUACAAAUGUUCAUAGUUCUAUCCUAAGGAUCUAAUAUGUGUUCAGCGAGGUCGCUUCGUCUACUCGUUUCUUUACUCAUCUAUUCGCAAAGUGUUUGAUUGUAAAUUGUUACAUUUGGUUUCCUCAACGCUAGAAGCUGUGCUACUUCGCUCUUUAAACUACUUUCACAUUUUUUCUUUCUUGUGAAUGAAGAAAUGGAG